This is a messenger RNA of Hypoxylon trugodes, 1722 nucleotides long. RefSeq lists its product as uncharacterized. Lineage: Eukaryota; Fungi; Ascomycota; Sordariomycetes; Xylariales; Hypoxylaceae. The transcript is spliced from 6 exons. The record is from RefSeq and is a predicted model, not a curated record. Bases 432 to 1406 code for a protein of 324 amino acids.
ACUCGCCCUCCUUCAGAUUUGACGGUCUUAAUUUCUUAUACCAUCAAACCAUCUCUGUCUUUGCCCUCUUCGGAAUGAUGAGGUAUGCUGCCAAAGGAUGAUAUUCGACUAGGCAUGGUCAAACCUGUCGAAUGUAGUUACAUCGAAAUGUUCUCGUAGGGGAUCGUCAGGUAUUUAGGGGUUUUUUUGUAGCAAUCCUAUCGUAUGGUAGCGAAGCUGGAUUCACCGCCCAGCCAAUGUCACCCACCAUAAUAGGCUCCCCUGUAUAAUUCUAGUUAGACUCAUUAUUGAUGCCGUCAGCAAGAGUCUUUGAAAACAUUAAUCUUCCUCCGGCCAUUUUCGCAGAUUUCCUUAGCGUCUGACUUGUUCAUUCAUUACUUCUACUCGUCGGAAGAGAGUGUUGUCAGUAUCGCUCGGGUUUCUAGUUAAUCAUGUCGUCGUCGACGCCGAUUACGAUACAGGCGGCCGAGGGCGUUGGCAUCACAUUAAUUGUCUUAGCCACAGCGCUUGUUAGCGCUCGGUGCUUUACCAAUUAUAGCGCAACGAACGGCAAACUGACCACCGACGACUACACUUCCAUCGUCGGGUUGUGCUUUUUGAUCGCGACAUUUGCAGUUAAUGAUGUCCUCACACGGAUACUCACGGGACCUGUUGAAUCCAUUGAUUUGGUAUAUCUUCAGAAGCUAUCCGUCGUGAUUAUCAUCUUGGUCCAAGCUACAUUAUGGUUUUCGAAAGCGCCCAUUCUUUUCCUCUAUCUCAAACUUUUCGGCAUCCACCGCUGGCUUCGGUACAUAUCAUGGUUGACUCUACUUAUUUCCGCGAUGGUGUAUAUCGCCGGCUUGAUUUUCACGCUCGUGCGAUGCCCUAUCGACCCCAGUAACGCCACAUUCCCCGCGUACCAAGUUUGCGCCCACUCAAACACACUGACCGGUGUGAUCUCCGGCUUUGUUUCGGUGGUUGUUGACGGAAUUAUGUUCUCACUGCCAAUUCCUAUUAUUAUUGGCCUCAACCUCAAAUUAUCUAAGAAGAUUGGUCUGGGUCUGACAUUCUUCUCCGGUAUUCUGGGUAUUGUUGCUUCAGUGGUUGCUCUGUACUACAAGUGGCAAGCUCUAUACGGAAAUGGUACCCAAUUUAUCGUGCCAGUUUUCUGUUUCACUAUUGAAGGUGCAGUGGCCAUUCUAGUAGGAUGCGCCCCCGCGGUCAAAACUUUCUGGAGUCGUUACGUUUCGCGUUCGAAAGCGGAUAAGAGCCAGGGCUCCGCAUCUUCAUAUUCAUUCCGCGGUGGGAGCAGCAGUUACAAGGCCGGUAGAGUUCCGCGCAGCACCACCUGGGAAGGCAGUGAUGAGCACAUCAACCGGGCCACCCCCAGCUCCUACAUCAGGAUGGAGACCCCUCAAGGCCGAUAAGCGGCCUUUGUUACGAUAUUUAUGAUUAAUUAGCAACAUGUAUUAUAACUUGGAAAAUACCCAUCGAAUAUAGGAAGCGUACUGGAACAUAUGGAAUGUAUUCUGCUUCCUCAUGAGCGUCAUAAGCAAUACAAACUAGUUAAAAGCACCUGAGAAGAAAUAGGGUCGUCUAUUUGCAUGGUUGCAUUAGUUUCUUUGCGGUAAAUUUUUGAAGAUCUUUAAUUUAACGCGAAGAGGCAUCUCAUAACAGAAAAGCUAGCGACUCAAGUCCCAUAAGAAUUUCGCCCCUCUCGUAUAUCCAUGGUAUGUAUAUACG